AUGAAAUCAGAACAUGAUCGCUACAAAGAUACUACAGAUGAUGCCUUAACAAAAUGGAAAAAUAUUGCUCAUCAGCUGGAACUGGAUAAGCAAGAACUUCAAAAUAAAUUAGAAGAUGAAAGAAGGAAAAUUGAGGAUCUCCAGUUUCAGAUUGAGGAGGAAGUACUUAGCAAGGAUGAUUUGGAGACAAAAACUGAAGAGGAAGAAGCCAAAUAUAAAGAAUUGGAAGAUAAAAAUAAACAUUACAUAGAAAAGAUUGAAAGAUAUGAAAAAGAAAUGGCAGAUGUCAGAAUAAAACUUGAUGAUUAUGAAUCUCAACUGAAGGCUUCUGAGGAAACACAGACUGUAUACCUUGACCAAAUUGAAGAACUAACCCACAAACUUACCCAAGCUGAAAAUAAAAUUACUUCUUAUGAAGCUACCAAAGUAGAGGAAGGAGCUAAAAAUGAUGAUGAUAAUUCUCCCUCCUUUCCAUUCUUCCUUCUGUUCUUUCUCUUCUAUCAUUAUUUCUGUGUCUGCAUGACUUCCAACCUUCCUAUGUAUGGUGCAUGGAGAGGACUACACACUCCUGACUGUAGACUUUUCUUGUUUAGCAAUCUGGCUUGCUGGACCUUCAACAUCUGUUCGAAGCUGAUGAGUCGUCGAACGAAUUAUAACAUUACUAACCAUUGGAUAGUAGAUGAGGAGAGCUUGAAGAAUUAA
Molecule: messenger RNA, 702 nt
Organism: Acanthosepion pharaonis
Lineage: Eukaryota; Metazoa; Mollusca; Cephalopoda; Sepiida; Sepiidae
Source: the annotation of a GenBank genome assembly